AUGUCCGUCUUCGAACAGUUACAACCGUUCGUUAGCCUCUGCCAAGCUUGUGGCUUGAUUCCUUACACAAUCGAACGCAAUUCAACUACUGGCAAAUUUGAACGGUUCACGUUUUCUCUUAGAAGUGCUUUUACUUGUUGGUUUUGUCUAGUAUUUGCGUAUCAAAUUUGUGGUGUGAGUAUGGUAGGAUACUUGAGCGACGAUCUGCAAAACAUUUUAGUGGCUGAUAGAACCAUCCCAACCACUUUGAUCGUCCUAACCAUGAUAACCUCGUUCCUUUUCUUAGUGCAAUUGCUACCAUUUCGCUGGAUUACGAUGCAUUACGUUCGUUUAAGCAACGCAGUUGAAGCCGUCCGAAAUGUUGAAAGGCUUUUGGGGGAGGAAUUCAUCACCGAGCAUAGAAGUUCUAUUCCGAUUCGAUUUGUCGUUGGUUUUUUUGCUGUUUUAAUGACGUCUAUAGCUGCGAUGGUUGUGGCCAUGCCUAUGUACGCCGUACUUCUACCACCCACUUUAGGAAUUUUUCCAACUACAGCUUUGUUUGUGGCUUUAGUUUCCAUCAACAUAACGUUUAAUUGCUUCUUGCUCUUUAUUCACAUGUGUUAUUACAUCACCGCAUAUUAUAUCCAAUUGGUAUUAUUGCGUUGCAAAGAACAAGGGAACGAUGAACUUCAAGUCACUGCUCACGAAAGAACGGAUAAAAUCAAAAUGAUGAAGAGAAAUGCAUUGACAUUUGACUACGUUUGUCGGGCUUCGUCAGAACUCAAUAGCGUUUUCGCCAUUCCUGUUUUUUUCAUCUUGGCUAUCAAAUUCUUCACAAUUGUCAGCACUUCGUUUGCUUUCGCCUACAGCUUCAUUCACACAAACAUCAUUUUGGAAAACACAGCUCUAGUUCAUUCUUUCUUUAUUGUUGCGGAAUCGAUCCGCGUUUUGAUUCUUCUCACUUCCGCUGACAUGCCAGUUCGUCAGGUUCGUCUCCUUCACGAACGCGUUACAGCUAUGUCUCUCUCUGGAUUUUCUAAAACGAUAGCCGAGAAAAUGACGAUGAUGACUUUUUUGGUACAGAUUGACGAAGAUCGUGUCCAUUUGUCCGCUGCUGGACUAUUUAAGAUUGGUGUGCAUCUCAUACCGGCUUUGAGUGGUGCAAUUGUCACGUACAUGGUCAUCCUCCUCCAAAACUAA
Molecule: messenger RNA, 1179 nt
Organism: Daphnia carinata
Lineage: Eukaryota; Metazoa; Arthropoda; Branchiopoda; Diplostraca; Daphniidae
Product: putative gustatory receptor 28b
Exons: 6
Coding region: 1-1179 (392 amino acids)
Biological process (GO): sensory perception of taste
Cellular component (GO): dendrite; axon; membrane
Source: RefSeq, a predicted model, not a curated record